AACCUGUCUGUCUGCUUUGAGUGUGUGUGUGUGUGUGUGAGAGAGAGAGAGAGAGAGAGAGAGAGAGAGAGCACAGUCUGGGGUGUGGAGAAAGGCAGAAAUCACACAGACGGACAGGAGAACUUAACACGCCUGACGUGGACUUGUGGACUAAAAUGAAGUGUGAGGGAGUGUGUAAGAGCAUGAAUCUGUGAGGACAGAGAGAGAGAGAGAGAGAGAGAGAGAGAGGAGGGAAAGAAGUCGUCUCAUGGAGAGGCUCCUCUCUUGCUAUGGGGGGAUGUCAGAGUUUUAUUGGCUCUGGGGACGAGGCUUCACACACUCUGACUGCAGAGAACCACAAAGACAUCAACACGCUGAAACUGAAGAACAAUAAUGUUCAAAAAGCUCCAGCUCUACAAGAAAAGGCGUCCCUGCAGGAUCACUUCCUGAGAGAACGCAUUUCAGAUGUCGAUCUGUUCACACUGUCUGCUCUACCACACGGCCUCGACCAGAACGAGUGGCUGGCCUUUAAUGCUAUCUCAUUCUUUAAGAAUAUUAAUCUCAUCUCAAGCGCUCUGUCUGAAUUCUGCACCUCGACCAGCUGUCCAAUGGCUAAAGGACCAGGAAAUAAGGUGUAUGAAUGGACAGAUGAACAUGGGAAGAAGUUGAAGUGUUCGGCUCCUCUCUAUACAGAUUACGCCAUGUCCUACGUUCAAGAACUGCUCACAGAUGAGAACGUCUUUCCCACCAGGGCAGGUGUAAAAUUUCCAAAUGGAUUCAUGUUCCUGGUCCAGAAGGUGUUCCUGCUGCUGUUUCGGACUCUGUCGCACCUGUACAGUGCUCACUACAGAGACGCCGUGGCUGUGGACAUCCACCCGCACCUCAACACACUCCUCACUCACUUCAUCACCUUCAGCCACACAUUCAGACUGAUGGAGGCUUCAGAGAUGGCGCCACUUGAUGACCUCAUCAGCGCUCUCACACAUUAACACACACAGAUUGUGACUGUUGUGUGUACUGUUAACUGAAUCAGAAAUUCCCUUGUAGACAAGUGUGUAAUUCAUGUUAAACACACAUUAACCUCACUCACACACACACACACACACACACACACACACACACACACACAUCAGCACACAGACUGAGGGUCACUAAUGACGUAAGGGAGGAAAAAAAAACUGGACUGGCUUGUCUGUGUGUGUAAGGUGUAGAUCAGCCUCUGAUCUUUACUCUAGGGCAUAUUGUAAAUAUUAAAGUACUGCAAACACACACACACAAAGACACACACACACUCACACUCACACACAAAGACACAGACACACACACACAUGGACUGUAAAUCUGCUUGUAUGUGAGUCAUAUCUGGUCUGACUGGUUUAUAAUGGAAUAAGAUCUGUUUACACACACACACACACACACACACACACACACACACACACACACACACACACACACACACAACCUUUAUCCUAUAUUAUGCACAAACAGAUUUAUAAUCUAUAAACCCCUUUGUGUUUUUUCUUUGUUGACGUUGUAUAAAAAUUGAGCCAAAAACUUUUCACAUUUAAUUUGCAUGUAGUGAAGAAGAAAAUAUGUGUUUAUUAUAAUAUUUUGUACUCUUUUUUUUACAAGCUUCAUCCACUCACUCGUAACUAAGUGAGGAUUAUAACCAUGACACAGGAAGAUUUCUGAUGAUUUACUGUAAAAUAAGUGGCCUCAGCUCCAGCAGUUCAGUUUACACUUUACUUUCUGAUACAAUUCUGUUUAAUCAUCUCUCAGAUUGCGAUGCUACAUAUACCUGAAACAUUUCACACACACACACACACACACACACACACACACACACACACACACACACACACACACACACACACACACACACACACACU
Molecule: messenger RNA, 1868 nt
Organism: Tachysurus vachellii
Lineage: Eukaryota; Metazoa; Chordata; Actinopteri; Siluriformes; Bagridae
Product: MOB kinase activator 2
Exons: 5
Coding region: 270-968 (232 amino acids)
Biological process (GO): signal transduction; positive regulation of protein phosphorylation
Cellular component (GO): cytoplasm; nucleus
Molecular function (GO): protein kinase activator activity
Source: RefSeq, a predicted model, not a curated record